This is a messenger RNA of Ceraceosorus guamensis, 3852 nucleotides long. RefSeq lists its product as hypothetical. The transcript is spliced from 3 exons. NCBI's taxonomy places the organism in Eukaryota, Fungi, Basidiomycota, Exobasidiomycetes, Ceraceosorales, Ceraceosoraceae. Bases 1 to 3852 code for a protein of 1283 amino acids. The record is from RefSeq and is a predicted model, not a curated record. Gene Ontology annotation, biological process: nuclear DNA replication; protein dephosphorylation. Gene Ontology annotation, molecular function: protein tyrosine/serine/threonine phosphatase activity.
AUGGCAGCAGUAUCACUACACCCUGUAGCUUCUCGUGGCGGAGAGCAGUCAGCAACCGUCGUCUCGCUUCAACUGGGUGUCCCUAGCGCCGGCGAUGAGAAUCGACCGUCAGACCACUCAAUCGCCGAUGAUGCUCAGCCUUCGUCUACAUCCGCUGAGCCUCUCGCCCUUCCGACCGUCGAUGAAGCGCACGAAUGGGGCCUUCAGCAUCGGGAUCUCAGUCUAUAUCCAGUGCUAGAUGAGCUCUGUCUCGAACAAGAGCGCAACGAGGGCUCAUCAAUCUCGGGGCCCUCUGCUCGUCCGGGCCACACUAGUCGUGAAUGCGCUGAUCGCACCUCCAUUCGCGCAUUGAGCGCUUCGCAGCUCGCAUCCCUCCACGAUGCUUACGUCCACCUCGAUGUGCCCCAUCACGUCGUCUUUCCCUUCCUGCACGGUGUUGACGGCAACAACGCUGCGCAAAACGCAUUCUUUGGCGCACCUCCCAGUGGUCAGCCGACUCCAAACUACCGUGGGUUGACUAUCAUUCGAGCGGACAUGCCUACACCGGAACAGGCCAAAGCGAUGCAGCGCAGGCGCGCGUCUUCUUCUGCUUCUGGAUUGGCACUGCGUCGCGCUUCCGGCCGUCCUCGCUCUGGCUCAAUGGGCGUGCUGACGAUGAGUGUCGGACACGAGAGUCCCGACGAGACUAGUCCAUGCGGUAGCGCUUCAAGUAGCAACAAUAGCAGCGACGACGGUAUUUCGGAUCGAAACGCGCCUUCUGCGGCAAAUCGCACCCAGCUCGGCCAUUCUGGCUCCAGUACGUCAGUUUCGUCGUCGCUGAUCUCCUCGGACAUGUCUUCGCUGUUCUCAACUGCUGCAGAAAGCGACGAGGGCUCGGAAAUGACAAGCGCGAGCAUUGCCUGGCCGCCUUCUGAUGGACCAUGUCAAUCAGUCUCUGCCACUCAGCACGCCAAAUUCGAUUCCACCUCACCGCCAUGGGAGUCGAGCACCGCUGGUCCAGGCAAGCAGCGUCCUUUGCAAGAAUAUUCGCCUCAACCAAUACACAGUUGGCUGAACGCUUCCGUCCUGCCGAGCCAGGUGAUUGUGCCGCCGUCUCACUCGCAUGCAGAAGACCAGGACGAGGACCUCGCUCGCUUCGUCGAGCCAAAGCAAGCGCCAGGUGUCAGCCUCCGCAAUUUCCGCAUACAGUGCGCCAGAUACGCCACCAUCUCCGACAUCGCCGUGUAUUGUCCGGCUGGCCUGCAUGACGGUGUACUUCAAUUAGCAAGGUGGAUACGAGACGCCCAGGAGCAAAUGUACGAGGAACGCAUGAUACUCGGACUCGGUAGCUUGAAGUACAACGUCUUUGUCGUGACUGACCCCUUUCUAGCCUUUGAGCGCUCUCACCAACACCUGGUGGCAGUGGACAGUAAAGGGAUUCGACGGCAUCACGUCGAGUUCAGUGAGCGCGAGCGCGAAGAGAUGCAGCGCCUUACAGCAGCAAGCGAAAUUGACGAUCACGUCUGGAUGGGCUCCACCGCCGACGUUCCCCUGCCCAAGCCCGAAAAUGCAGGGCCGUAUCAGCUUGACGGAGUCGACCAUGCUGGAAGAAGACCGCAGGAGUCGAAUCCCCUAGGCUUUGCAGUGUGCAUCGAAGCGCAUGACGGCGCAGAGAUCCCACAACCGACAAAGUUGAGCUACGCAUCGCACCUUCUCGACAGCAUGGAAGCUACCGCUGCAUUCGAACACGACAGCAAGCAAGCUCUCCGCGAUCUCGAAGAGGACGAUGCGCUCGAAGCACCCGCUCCUGCUGCCGAGCGACCUUCAGUCUCUCUUGGUCCCUCUGGCUGGACGCCGAGUGCCAUCAGUCGCAUUUGCAGAAGUGGUGGACGUCGCAUGCUAUCUCCAAGCAAAGACGGCUUUGGUCACGACAGGUCGUCGAGUCCACAGCCCACUACACCCAGCAAUAUGCAACUGUUCAUAGCUCCGGAUAACGUCAUCCAUCUGGAGCUACCGUCGUCAAAGACGAGCUUCGAGUCUGGCGCCCAAGGCAGAGGCCUUGAAUGCGCCGUGGAGGGAAUCUUGAACCUGUGCGCUUGGAUCAAGAGGCAAGCUCAGCCUCACGACAAGCAGUGGCCGACUAGUCAUGUGCCAAACGGCUCGACUUUUGUGCAUGGAGCACUCCGUGGGCACGGCUCGCGCACCUCCAGUGGUGCUCAUCCCUCUCUUAUGCAGUCGACAACGCAGCAGCUUCCUCGACGCGUUUUGCUCCACUGUGGAGAUGGAUACACCGAAACGUCCAUUCUUGCACUCGCCUACCUCAUGUAUGCGCGCGAGCUGUCCCUGCCAGAUGCGUACCUCGAUCUGCAGCAGCGCUGUGGACGCUCCUUCUUCGUCUACGGUCGCGACCUGCCUUUCCUGAAGCUGAUCGAAGACCGCAUCGUCGCACAACGCGACUCCAUACGCAGACAACGAGAGGAGCGCGAUCGCGAGAUGAUGAACCGAUCCACUUCACCGUCCAUUCGUUCGCCAAAGGGCAGGCAUGCAUUCAGUUGGGGACUCGCUCACGAUGAAAGCGGGCCUAAGAGAUCGGCGAAUGGCUCACGCCGAGGUAGCAGCAAUCGUCGUGAUUCCUCCAAUGCAGGCGCAGACGACGGCCACUCGGGCAGCGCCGUAGAGCAGAGCGUCUGGGCGCGUGGGCUGGCUGCAGCCUCUGGCUUCGUGUCCAGUUCUCAUGCUGCAGCCAGCGUUCGCAAAGCGCCCUCGACUCCUUCACUUAGCCCUCAAUCUCCUUCGCCGGAAGUACGCAACCGCACGCCAACACCACGGUCUCCCAGCACUCCACGAAGCCCUGAGAAGCACGCUCGUCACUCGAACAAUUCGCGAACGCCAGCUGCAGCACCCUCGGUCGACCAUCGCUGGUUCUACGACGGUCGCUUCGAGGGUUCUUUCCCUUCUCGCAUCCUUCCCUUUCUCUACCUAGGCAAUCUGAACCACGCCCUCAACCCCUCCAUGCUGCACGCCCUCGGUAUCACUCAUGUGGUGUCCGUAGGCGAAACGGCGCUGAAUCCACCGUGGGCAGAGGUUAACGCGACCGUCGACGAUCGUGGCACAUCUAUGGGAGCGGCGAUGCCUUCUUUACCUGAGCAGCAAAACUCACUUUGGCACGAAGAGCGCGCUGGUCGCAUUUCGGUCUUGGAUCUCAAGAAUGUCUCGGAUGAUGGGAUUGAUCCGCUCCGAUCAGCCAUGCGCGAAGCAGUCGAGUACAUUGAAAGUGCCAGGAGAUCUGGAGGCGCAGUCCUUGUGCACUGCCGCGUUGGAGUCAGUCGCAGCUCUACAAUCGUCUUGGCGUACGUCAUGGCACACCUGGAUCUGAAUUUGGUGGAAUCCUACUUGCUGGUGCGCUCGAGGCGCCUCAACAUCUUGAUCCAGCCCCACCUCUUGUUCUUUUGGGAGCUGCGCGGCUGGGAGACCUACUUGGCCCGACAGAAAGCGAAAAGGAUCGCACUUCUAUCGCGCAGCAAAGGCAAUUCGCCUGAAGAGCCCAUUGAUCCGCGCCUACUUGAUUCGCUCUCCAAGAUCGAAUUUGACACUGCAAACUCGCCAAUGAUGGGCAAAGAUGAGCAUUCUCAGGCAGCGAGGGGUGACUCUGAGGUCCAUCCCGCGGUGCGCGAUGCUUUCGAUCUGGAUGUCGAUCUUGCAGCAGGUGCCGGAAGCAUUCACCACAACCCCGAAGGCAUCAACCCUCAGACGGCCGCUGUCAUGCCAUUCGGAGCCGGCAGUCCGAGCGGCAUCCCGGCUACUGCUCUACGGCUCACAUGGGGCUACUUGUGCCACGAAAUCACCUAUCUCAAUGAACGCUAUUUCAUCUAA